Messenger RNA from Cucumis sativus (cucumber), 742 nucleotides. RefSeq names its product DNA-directed RNA polymerases II, IV and V subunit 11. The transcript has 4 exons. Gene Ontology annotation, cellular component: RNA polymerase II, core complex. Gene Ontology annotation, biological process: transcription by RNA polymerase II. Lineage: Eukaryota; Viridiplantae; Streptophyta; Magnoliopsida; Cucurbitales; Cucurbitaceae. Gene Ontology annotation, molecular function: DNA binding; protein dimerization activity. The coding region runs from base 38 to 526 and encodes 162 amino acids. The record is from RefSeq and is a predicted model, not a curated record.
UAGAGUUUCAGUUUCAUAGAGAAGAAAAAGAAAAACGAUGAAUGUCCCUGAUCGCUACGAGCGCUUCGUCGUUCCUGAGGGCGCCAAGAAGUUAAUUCUUGAAACCCUAAUUCUUUUCAUCAUCUCUUUAACUUCACGAUCGAUUUUGCUUUUCUUCUACAUACACUACAACCGUCUCUGUUAUGAUUUUCUUUUCUGGACGGAUGUCGAUUUUGUUGAACAUUGCAGGGUUUCAUACGAGAGAGACACGAAGAUCAUGAAUGCAGCCACAUUUAUAUUAGAGAGAGAGGAUCAUACUAUCGGAAACAUUCUCCGCAUGCAACUUCAUAGAGAUGAUAAUGUGCUGUUUGCUGGCUACCAGCUUCCUCAUCCUCUUAAGUACAGAAUACUUGUUCGGAUACAAACUGCUAGCCAGUCUUCACCGAUGCAGGCAUAUAAUCAGGCUAUCAAUGAUCUGGAUAAGGAGCUCGACGUUUUGAAAUACGAGCUUGAGGGUGAGAUUUCAAGGUUCUCGAGGGCCUAUUAGUUACCCAUCCAAGAAAACCAAGGGAAAGUUUGAGUUCAAUAACGUCGAGUUGGGAAUGGAAUGCCAAUGUUAAAAUUUACGGCCACUUUUUAGCCUGGUUCCUUACGGCGGUGGGAGUUGGUUGUGUAAAUGGAAAGUUCAAAUUUGCAUCUAAAAAAGAGAAACCAUUUUAGUUUAGUAUUGAUUUGAAAUAAAUAUUUUGAACUGUGUAUUCCA